AUGACGAUGCCGAAAAAUUGCAGCCCUGCCUGUCUUCUCUCCAAUAACGCCAAAUGGGCUGACGAUAUCAAGAAGGAAGAUCCAGAGUUCUUUCGAAACCGGUGCACCGACUCCAACGAGCCUGUCACCGCGGCUCUAAAGCCCCCAGUCCUCUACAUCGGGUGCUCCGACUGGCGCGUGCCCGAGUCCGCCGUCUCCGCGAUGCUCCCGAACGGCAUCUUCGUGCACCGGAACAUCGCGAACCAGUUUCAUCCCAAAGACGACAGCGCACUCUCAGUGCUCGCCUACGCGGUCGAGAACCUGAGAGUCACGCAAAUCAUCGUCGCCGGCCACACCGACUGCGGCGGCGCUAAAGCAUCCCUCAAUGCUGCGCACGCCUCCCCGCCGCGGCCGCCGUCUGACCCGCUCGCGCGCUGGCUGGCGCUGCUCACCGAGAUCGCGGGCGCGUACCGCCCGGAGGACCUCACGGAGCUCAUCGAGGCGAACGUGCGCCAGCAGGUGCAGAACAUCGCGAAGACGGAAGUGGUGCAGGCCGCAUGGGCGGCGGCCAAUGCGAAUGUGAAGGAGGACGUUGACUUGCAGGUGCAUGGGUGGGUGUAUGAGCUUGAGACGGGCCAUAUUCGUGAUCUGGGUGUCUCGGUGGGAAAGAAGGGCGACAUCGUAGUCCGGCCUUUCAGCGCUGAAAGCAGCGCCUAG
This is a messenger RNA of Trametes versicolor FP-101664 SS1, 696 nucleotides long. RefSeq names its product carbonic anhydrase. The coding region runs from base 1 to 696 and encodes 231 amino acids. Gene Ontology annotation, molecular function: zinc ion binding; carbonate dehydratase activity. The transcript has 3 exons. The record is from RefSeq and is a predicted model, not a curated record. Gene Ontology annotation, biological process: cellular response to carbon dioxide; cellular response to oxidative stress. Lineage: Eukaryota; Fungi; Basidiomycota; Agaricomycetes; Polyporales; Polyporaceae.